Messenger RNA from Symbiodinium natans, 456 nucleotides. The record is from the annotation of a GenBank genome assembly. Lineage: Eukaryota; Dinophyceae; Suessiales; Symbiodiniaceae.
AUGGUUUUCUUCACUGUUUUCGCGACCAUCGACUCGAUGACGCUGCUAUUCGCAAUGACCGGCCUUCUAGGAUCAAGCGCGUACUCUCUGAAGGCCAUUGCAGACUUGGAGUACGAUCUGAUUAACUCUGUGGACUUCUUCAAGGUCUACAACCAAGCGCAUAGAGUGGAGCUCGCGUUCGUCAUGUUGAAUGCCUUCGCAGUUCUGCCAUUCGUGGCAAACUGGUGGCUGUCGCCUAUCCAGCUUAUAUGGGCAGCGGUGAAGGUCUUGCGAGGCGUAUCCGGAGGGAACCAGAUUGACGAGAAAGAUGUCUUCAAGCCAGAGGUGUAUGGCCGCCAGCGACGAUGGCAGAUGGCAGGUUUCUUCGUAUACUUGGUUUCAAUAUUCAUCUACUUCGCGCGUGCGAUGUGUGCAGUCAUGGAUAUCCACGUCCACGGCAUCUCACCGUAUGAUUGA